Molecule: messenger RNA, 1771 nt
Organism: Beta vulgaris subsp. vulgaris (sugar beet)
Lineage: Eukaryota; Viridiplantae; Streptophyta; Magnoliopsida; Caryophyllales; Amaranthaceae
Product: elongation factor 1-gamma
Exons: 7
Coding region: 221-1471 (416 amino acids)
Biological process (GO): translational elongation
Molecular function (GO): translation elongation factor activity; glutathione transferase activity
Source: RefSeq, a predicted model, not a curated record
CUUUCUCGCUAUUUCUUCACUUCGUCGUCCUUGAGUUCACCUCAUUCUCCCACGUCCAAAAGUGCGCCUGCGACAGCUGACUUUAGUAUUUAUGUUAUUAUCUCUCUGUCUCUUUUUUUUUCCCUCGAUCUCUGAACCCUAAAUUUUGAACUCAUAUCUCGCUUUGAGUUCAGAUCUCAUCUCUUUCUAGCGGUAACGCAGUUUCAGCAGCCCAAAAAAUAUGGCUUUGGUUUUGCAUGCGGGGAACACAAAUAAGAAUGCCUUCAAGGCUCUCAUUGCUGCAGAAUAUAGUGGUGUGAAGGUUGAAUUGGCCAAAGAUUUUGAGAUGGGUGUUUCCAACCAGACCCAUGAGUUUCUCAAAAUAAACCCCAUUGGGAAGGUCCCAGUCCUGGAAACUCCUGAUGGUCCUAUCUUUGAGAGCAAUGCCAUUGCAAGAUAUGUUACACGGUUGAAGGCUGAUAAUCCCCUCUAUGGUUCUUCAUUGAUUCAAUAUGGCCACAUUGAGCAGUGGAUUGAUUUUGCAUCCCUAGAGAUAGAUGUCAAUAUCUUGCGGUGGUUUGUUCCCAGGAUUGGCUUUGCUGUAUAUCUUCCCCCGGCUGAGGAAGCUGCCAUUUCUGCACUCAAGAGGGCCUUGGAAGCCGUAAACACACAUCUCGCUUGUAAUACCUAUCUAGUUGGAGACAGUGUGACAUUGGCUGAUAUUGUUAUGACAUGUAACUUGGUUCUUGGAUAUAGCCGGGUCAUGACAAAGAGCUUUACUUCUGAGUUCCCUCAUGUUGAAAGAUACUUUUGGACUAUGGUUAAUCAACCAAACUUCAAGAAGGUUCUGGGUGAAAUAAAACAAACAGAGUCUAUUCCACCGGUUGCAAAAAAGCCUUCUCAGCCUACAAAGCCAAAGGCUAAGGAGGAAUCAAAGAAAGAACCUGCCAAGCCUAAAGAAGAAGCACCUGCACCUGCAAAAGAGGAAGAGGCACCCAAACCAAAGGCAAAGAACCCUCUUGAUCUUCUUCCUCCUAGUAAGAUGAUACUAGAUGAGUGGAAGAGGCUCUACUCCAACACCAAAACCAAUUUCCGUGAGGUCGCAAUUAAGGGAUUCUGGGAUAUGUAUGAUCCAGAGGGAUACUCUUUAUGGUUCUGUGACUACAAGUACAACGAAGAGAACACUGUCUCAUUUGUGACCAUGAACAAGGUUGGUGGAUUCUUGCAAAGGAUGGAUCUUGCUCGGAAGUAUGCAUUUGGCAAGAUGCUGGUGAUUGGAUCAGAACCCCCAUUCAAGGUCAAGGGUCUGUGGCUCUUCCGCGGACAAGAAAUCCCUCAAUUUGUGCUGGAUGAGUGCUAUGACAUGGAACUUUAUGAGUGGACAAAGGUGGAUCUCAGCGAUGAGGCUCAAAAGGAGCGUGUCAGUCAAAUGAUUGAAGAUUAUGAGCCUUUCGAGGGUGAAGCUCUUCUGGAUGCCAAAUGCUUCAAGUGAUUGGUGUUUUAUGACUAACGAGGUCAAGUAGUUUGUCGGUCUGGUUAUACAUGCAUACUCCAUUGUAAUUGCUGCCUCCAUUAACUUCGUUAUAAAAGCGACUUUUCUUUAAUUUACCGGGAAGGGGAAAUGGGGAUUUUUCUUACUAGUUUGCAAGCUUUGUCUGGAGCUCGGCUUGUAGACGGUUUUGCAGGAUCCUAACCAUCUAGUGACAGCAGUGUACUGAAAUUCGUAGUAUGGCAAUCACGAGCAAGUUUUGAUAUGAUAUAUAAUUAAUCCUGUUUGUGGGAUGUUGCAGUA